CCACAACUUCCACUACUGGUCUUUUUUCUGCGUCUUUGCAAACAACACAAUCCAUACGAGGCUUCAGAUCAGACAUUUAAACGGCAACUUACCUAUCAAGAGACGGAUUCUAGUAUAACAACACUCCAAUUUCCCCUCUGUCCUCCGUUCUGGUAGACACGCGCCUUGAUUGGCGAUCUGCGCUCCGAAUGAGUUCGUGACCUCGACAGCUUUCACGCAACAGAAACUCUCCAGCAUCAAUACCUGUCGCCCACGCGACGCAGUCGCAACAGUCAUGACCACCUCAUGGGCUGGUCAACGUUCGAUUGAAAAUGGCCAUGUCCUUCCAGUCGCUAGUAUCCCUCACAUCGCUGGCCUCCCAUCAGAUGCGACGGAUACCAACAGUCUCCCUCCGUCACGGCCAACACACGCGCGCACCACAUCUUCCCAUGCGAGAGACGUUGCCGACGAUUACUCCCUUAUGACCCCAAGUGAGGCGGCGGCCCGACUACGAACAUCCUUAACACAAGGCCUCCCACCUACAGAAGCUCUCCAACGACUAGGCACAUAUGGCCCGAACGAAAUUCCCCAUGAAGAACCAGAACCUUUGUGGCUUAGAUUCGUGAAACAAUUUCAAGAGCCCCUAAUUAUCCUACUCCUUGUCUCGGCCGGCAUGUCUCUGGUGUUGGGGAACAUGGACGACGCCGUGAGCAUUACCGUUGCAGUGACCAUUGUAGUCAGUGUUGGAUUCAUUCAGGAAUAUAGAUCGGAGAAAUCCAUCGAGGCGCUUAAUCACUUGGUCCCCAAUUACGCACAUCUGGUUCGGGCAACAGGCAAGAAGGUUGGCGCAUUGUCUAGCAUUGGCGUUACAGAAAUCGGGGAUACAAUUGGUAACAGCAGAGCUGAUACACCUGUUGAAGAAGCCCUAGAUGCUGGGUCGACAAAGGUCAUGGCGUCUCAGCUUGUUCCCGGUGACUUGGUAUUCUUCACCACCGGGGAUCGAAUCCCUGCUGACAUCCGAGUUACGAAGUGCGCCGACCUCAGCAUCGACGCAUCAAAUUUAACGGGCGAAACUAACCCAGUCCGUAUCGGUUAUGCAGCUCGAAGCCGCAAACUCCCAUCCUAUACAUCCAAGAAUCUCGAUUUCCCCCAACCUUCCUUUUCUGCGUCACCUCAAGAUUCAGCUACGCACAACGGGCUGGAGAAUAUCGCCUACAUGGGUACCCUCGUUAAGUCUGGUCAUGGUCAGGGUAUUGUGUUCGCCACUGGUGGAGAAACACAAUUUGGUACCAUUGCUACUAGCGUUUCAGGGACGGAAAGCCCCAGGUCUCCAUUACAGCUUUCUAUGGACGAGCUUGGUUCACAACUAAGCAAAGCGUCAUUUGUGGUCAUUGGCCUUAUUUCGCUUGUUGGUUUGCUACAAGGCAAAAAGAUGCUUGAAAUUUUCACCAUUUCCAUCUCUCUCGCUGUGGCUGCCAUUCCUGAAGGCCUCCCCAUUAUCGUUACUGUUACUCUGGCUCUUGGUGUUCAUCGCAUGGCAAAACACAACGCCAUCGUCCGAAGGAUGCCUAAAGUGGAAACAUUGGGGUCCGUCAAUGUGGUUUGUACCGAUAAGACUGGUACUCUCACUACCAAUCAUAUGACUACUACUGAAAUGUGGCAUUUCGGAGCAGAAAAAAUGAUUGAUGUCAUUUCCACAGCUGAAGAUGCCGACAGUGAGCUUAGCUCUGUGGCUUCUAGAAUUCUCCGCAUCGGAAACAUCGCCAACGAUGCUAGAUUAACACAGGACCAUGCAGGUACAGGCGCUGCUUCAACUGCCAUCAUGUCCUCUACACUGGGCCGCUCGAAUACUCCUUCAUUUACGCGUUGGUCUGGGCAGCCGACCGAUGUUGCCAUGAUGGACCUUCUUGAUCGAUUUGGGGAGCAUGAUGCUCGGCCUUCCUUUGGAAUGCGAACUGGCGAAGUCCCCUUCAGCUCCGAUCGUAAAUGGAUGGGUGUCACGAUCAAAUCGGAAAGUAGGGCCGACAAAGAUUACGCUUACAUGAAGGGCUCCAUCGAAAAGGUCCUGGCUGCAUGCGAUACGUAUCUCGAUACAAACGGUCGCGAAAUCGUAUUAGAUUCCGUUCGACGCAAAGAGGCCAUGUCUGAAGCCGAUACAAUGGCUGCUAAAGGGCUGCGAGUGUUAGCAUUUGCCAGCGGGCUUGUCUCUAAAUCUUUCAUGUCCAAAACAAAAAAGGGCGAUGCGCCAGGCUCUCCAAAUCCAUCAAAUUAUGUCUCUGAAGAUGCGUUUAAAGGCCUGACUUUUGCUGGUCUUGUAGGAAUGAGCGACCCUCCCCGUCCAGGUGUCAGUAGAUCUAUCCGACGACUAAUGCGCGGCGGUGUCCGUGUCAUUAUGAUUACUGGAGAUGCUGAGACCACUGCUGUUGCAAUUGGACGUCAGUUAGGCAUGACUAUCGCUGCCCCUGUUGAAGCAUCUGCCAGUCAAGGAACCAUUAAGCCAGUACUACGCGGCGAUGAGGUGGAUAGCAUGACAGAUGAAGCGCUACAAAACGCUAUUCAACACACAACCAUUUUUGCACGAACUAACCCGGAUCACAAACUCAAAAUCAUCAAAGCCUUACAGGCAAGAGGUGACAUUGUUGCCAUGACCGGUGAUGGAGUCAACGACGCACCCGCGCUCAAGAAAGCAGAUAUUGGCAUCGCUAUGGGCCGUCAAGGAACCGACGUCGCAAAGGAGGCCGCAGAUAUGAUCUUAACUGAUGAUGACUUCUCAACCAUCCUCCGCGCUAUCGAAGAAGGCAAAGGUAUCUUCAACAACAUACAAAACUUCCUUAGGUUCCAGCUUUCUACCAGCGCGGCGGGUUUGUCCCUUGUAUUCCUCUGCACAUGUUUUGGUUUUAAGACGCCUCUAAAUGCUAUGCAAAUUCUCUGGAUCAAUAUUAUUAUGGACGGACCACCUGCUCAAUCUCUAGGGGUUGAAAAAGUCGACCACGACGUCAUGAACAAGCCUCCACGACGACGAGAUGAUGCAGUGCUCACUCGAGGUGUCAUGAAGAGAGUUUCUAUAUCUGCAGCGAUCAUUAUGUUUGGCACCAUGUUUAUUUAUUGCCGUGAGAUGCUGGCUGAUGGUGAAGUCACCCGUAGGGACACUACCAUGACGUUUACUUGCUUUGUCCUAUUCGACAUGUUUAAUGCCCUUGCCUGCCGGUCAGAGACCAAGUCGGUUUUGAAGGGCGAAGUUGGCCUCUUCUCGAAUACCCUGUUCAACUGGGCUGUCUCCCUAAGUCUUGUUGGCCAGUUGCUGGUAAUUUACCUGCCGUGGCUGCAGGAGGUUUUCCAGACCGAAGCCCUCACUUUUGGGGAUUUGUUCCGAUUAUUGGUACUUUGCAGCACUGUCUAUUGGGUUGAUGAAAUCAGAAAGCAUCUCAAGUAUGGCCAACGUCGACUAAACAGUGGUUAUAGCCAGGCUGUCUAAUGGCCGCAGGACACAGCAGUUGCGGAACUGGCGAGACGAUGGGUUUACGAGUGUACUAAAGAUGUAACCUUGUUAUAUUAGAUUUGUUAAUAGAUUAUUAUUUAUUU
Molecule: messenger RNA, 3561 nt
Organism: [Torrubiella] hemipterigena
Lineage: Eukaryota; Fungi; Ascomycota; Sordariomycetes; Hypocreales; Clavicipitaceae
Source: the annotation of a GenBank genome assembly